Molecule: messenger RNA, 1567 nt
Organism: Microtus ochrogaster (prairie vole)
Lineage: Eukaryota; Metazoa; Chordata; Mammalia; Rodentia; Cricetidae
Gene: Hnmt
Product: histamine N-methyltransferase
Molecular function (GO): N-methyltransferase activity
Source: RefSeq, a predicted model, not a curated record
GCUAGUCGGGUGCAUGUCAAAUGCAAAGCAGGUUUAAGUGCUGGAACCCAAUAUGGCAUCUUGCAUGAGGAGCUUGUUCUCUGACCACAGCAGAUACGUGGAAUCUUUCCGGAGGUUUCUAAAUAAUUCCACGGAACACCAAUGCAUGCAGGAAUUCAUGGACAAGAAGCUGCCAGGCAUAAUAGCAAGGAUUGGAGAAACCAAAGCAGAAAUUAAGAUUCUGAGCAUAGGUGGAGGUGCAGGUGAGAUUGACCUGCAGAUUCUCUCCAAAGUCCAGGCUCAAUACCCAGGAAUCUGUAUCAGUAAUGAAGUUGUUGAGCCAAGUGCUGAGCAAAUUGUCAAGUACAAAGAGCGUGUAGCCAACACAUCAAACAUGGAGAAUGUAAAAUUUGCUUGGCACAAGGAGACAUCAUCUGAAUAUCAAAAACGGAUGUUGGAAGAAGAACCUCAAAAGUGGGACUUUAUUCAUAUGAUUCAGAUGCUGUAUUAUGUAAAGGAUAUCCCAGCUACUCUGAGAUUCUUCCAUGGUCUCUUAGCUGCCAACGCUAAGAUCCUCAUCAUCCUUGUCUCCGGAACUAGUGGCUGGGACAAGCUAUGGAAAAAGUAUGGAUCCCGCUUACCCAGGGAUGACCUCUGCCAGUACGUCACAUCCUCUGAUCUCACUCAGAUACUGGACGGCCUGGGGAUUAAGUAUGAGUGUUAUGACCUUUUGUCCACCAUGGACAUCACAGACUGUUUUACUGAUGGUAAUGAAAAUGGAGACCUGCUAUGGGAUUUUUUGACAGAAACUUGCAACUUUAGCAAAACAGCACCACCGGAUCUCAGAGCAGAAAUUAUGAAAGAUCUUCAAGAACCUGAAUUUAGUGUUAAGAAAGAGGGGAAGGUGCUUUUUAAUAAUAAUCUGAGUUUUAUAGUGGUUGAGGCAUAGCUAUAAAUCACGAGUAUUCAGAAUUUACAUUUUGCGUAACUAUUGGUUCAAACUAAUCUUACAAUAAGAAUAUAAUCUUAUCUCUUAUAAAUGAAAUCUCCAAAUUUUGGAGACAUUCUUGGUUUCCACUAGAAUCAUGUGGGCUACUUCGAGUUAUAUCUUGUUCUUGAAAGAUAACAUUCAGGCUGCACACUACCUAACUGGAAAGAUAUGGCUUGAGUUUCAUUGGAUUAUUACUAAUAAAAUUCUUUUCAUUUUCUCAUUGUUCUGGAAAUUCUAAGAAUAGUAAUAAAAAUGUGCCUCUAUACUUUGAAUAAUAGCAAAGUGACAUUUAUUGAUUAUUUCCCCACAGAAAGUAGAUAUGUCUCCACUUUUAAAGACGGGUUUGUCUUGCUAAUUUUUCUUAUUGUGGUUUCUAUUGUGCCUUUUAUUAAUAUCAUCACAAAGUUAGAGGUUGGUGGAUGGUUGCUCCAGAGGACCUGGGAUCAGUGUUCAGCAUGCAUGUCUUAUGCCUCGCAACCGACUGUAAGGCCAGCUUUAGAGAAUCUGAUGCUGUAUUCUGAUCUCUGGAGGCAUCAACAAUUGUGUGCACAUACCCCUCCUACACACAUAAUUAAGAAUUAAAUAAAUCUUUAAAAA